This is a messenger RNA of Bombus impatiens (common eastern bumble bee), 2307 nucleotides long. Its product is annotated as phosphatidylinositol-glycan biosynthesis class X protein. The transcript is spliced from 4 exons. Gene Ontology annotation, cellular component: endoplasmic reticulum membrane. Bases 1552 to 2274 code for a protein of 240 amino acids. The record is from RefSeq and is a predicted model, not a curated record. Gene Ontology annotation, biological process: GPI anchor biosynthetic process. NCBI's taxonomy places the organism in Eukaryota, Metazoa, Arthropoda, Insecta, Hymenoptera, Apidae.
UUGUGACAAUAUCACAAUUAUGUGUAACCACGCUGUUAAUAUUGCUAUCAAUUAAAGUUAUAAUUCCAAGUUUACUUGCAUUUAUUUUAACAAUAUAAUUUCUUUAGACGUCUUUCAUCACGUUUUGCGCAAUGGUCAACUAGCCUUCGUCAGUCGAUUUCUGGAAAAUGGUACGUAAUUUAGAGUGUGCAUAUUGUAUGUUAAGCUUGGAUGUUGGAGGCGUCCUGGGACAUCCUCUCUAGUGUUUUGUGCCCGAGUGUUUGUGUGAGAAUCGUGGAGUAGGUGCAUUGGUGUACUUGUUUUGCCUACUUAGUAGAGUAUAAAUAAGAACGGAAUAUUCUAGAACUAUAUAACUCCAUUCAAAUCAUUGUAGCUGUCAAUAUCAAUUGAGGAUUAAGAUCUUAAACCUAAGGAAGAUUCUUUAGUGAUUUGAAAAACUUCUAAAAACGAUUUUGAUGAGCAGAUUGAGGUGUUCAUUACAAGAGAACGAAUGUGCGAGAUUGCGAGCCCGUAGGACACGGGAAAUUAGCAAAGAUCGUCAGAGGGUGAGACGUGGCCCUGUGACCUAAUUUAAGAAGUACACCGCACCAACUUCAAAUUAAAGAAACUUCCUGCUUUAUUCCGAAAAAGAAAACUAGUUACCAAUAUUAUCAAUGAUGACAUCUUGUUAUAUUCAUACUUUGCUAUUUGUUACUUUAUCACAUUGCACAUACAUUUCAAUUAUUCUAUUUUGUUAUCAACAUAAUUCUUUUUGUAAAUAGUGUUGCGUGGCCUUUCUAAUAUAUUGGGGAAUUCGGCACAUGAAGUGCUGAAGCGCUUUGUUUGCAUAACAACUUCAAAGAAUUCGAAAAAACUAAUUCGAUGUUUAAAUGAAGAAAUACACAACAAAUUAACUUGAACAACAAUUUAUAUUUAAAACUAAUAGAUUGAAUACUUUAUUAAAGAUUUGCACCGUUAUGAAAUUUACUUAAACUCUCAGCUCAACGGUUCUAACGAUUCUACAUUUUGGGCCACAGAGUAACCAUCGCUGCCUUGGCAAUGUUCCUUCCCAUGGUAACGAAAGUAAAUACGAAAUUUGAAAGUGAUCACAGUUAUUACUGAUAAAUAAUUUUGACAUUUAGUCAAUAAAUUUGUUAAAUAACUUUAGUUCGUUUGCCUUGGCUACGCUACUGUACAGUUAAAUUUGCAGCGCUAGAAUGUAUCCUAUUAUGAUACAAGAUAUUCGCGCUAGAGGGAGCCACAUGCCUACGCCAGUUCACAAGUUAGAGACGAGAAUUUAAAGUGUUAAAACGUGUCAAGCACAUAAAGUUUGAUCAAAAUCUGUUGUGAAGUUCGGUUUAGUGUUAAAGUGUGAAACAAGUAAUUUAAGUUUCUCGUUAUAAUAAAUAAAGUAUUUAUUGUGUUAUAAGAGUUAUUGAAUCAUUAGAAUUAAUUGUCGAGAGCCCCAUAAAUGAGCCACAUAAAUGACAAACCAGGGAUACCUAUUCAGCUUUCAUGAAAGUACAGAAAAAAAUGCAUAAUUAAAACGAUGUAAUUAUAGACAUUUAAAAAAUGAUAUCAAGUUUCGUUAAACAAUCUUUUGUACAAAUUUGUUUAUUUUACAUACUUAUUUUGAAAAUUGUAGUAAGUUGUGAUAAAUUAGAUGCUCGUGUUUCAUUAAAAGUGCAAGGAACGGGAUUUCAUAGAGAUUUAAUAUAUCAAGUACAUGUCGAUCAAUUUAUAGAAGAAUGUUACGUAGCCAUUUAUUUACAACUUCCAUCUGCUUUAUAUGCUAAUGUUAAUGAAUUGACUAAUUUAAGAAGACUUGGAAUUAUUUCACAAUUUCAGAGUACAGCAUGUGUUAAUGGAGAGGCUGACAUCGAGUUAUUUGCUGAGGAAGCACAGACACAAACUGUAACCAUUUGCUCGAAUUUGAGUCGUGCAGAAUGUGCUUUAAAAGUUCCAAUACAUCAACGUUAUCAACAUGCCAACGAUAGUAAUAAAUACAUGAACAUUACUUUACCAAACCCAACGCUAUUAUUAGGUUGUAAAAAAAGAAUUAAGGAUUAUAGAGUUUCUAAACUUGAUUUGUGUUCUCCAUGCGUAGAGAUUGUACCUAAAUGGAGAGAGAUUCCAUAUAUCAUGGAUAAGGAAAACGUAUGGACAAUACCAGUUGGUGAAACAACUAUGUUACUUGUAGUAACUUCUAUCACAUUUUCAUUAACUAUUUUAUGUACACUAUGUCUUAUACAAACAAUUUGGAAAUCUAUGUCAGAACAUUUUAAAACUGAGUAACAUGUUUUAAAUAAACUUGUUUGCUUAAUAUAA